This is a messenger RNA of Symbiodinium necroappetens, 1146 nucleotides long. Lineage: Eukaryota; Dinophyceae; Suessiales; Symbiodiniaceae. The record is from the annotation of a GenBank genome assembly.
AUGAGUGGCAAGAUCAAACGAUUGCCGAUGCCGGCUGGGUUGAUGUUGUGCUUGUGUCUGUCGCGAGCCCAGCAGCUGCCCUCGUCGCCGCUGUCGGCAGUGAGCCAUGCGCUGGUCUGCGCGGCUGUGGCACGUCGCAGUGACGACAACUGCACUUGCCUUGUUGUGGACCUAUCGCGUGUUGAGCUGUCCAGCGUGCCCGAGCAAGGGAAGCGGCAGCGGCCUCCGGUCUUGGAGGUGCCUGGCCCUGACCUCGCCGAGCAAGUCCCGUAUUGGAAACAAAAGCCAGAUGAUUAUCGCCGGGAUGGCGAUGUGCAGCAUGCCAGGUUUGGUCACUCUCUGCCCACCGCCGAGAAGUCCACUCCAGAGGGUGCGCAUCGUGCGAGGCACGCAGACGGGCCACGCGAGGACUCAGAACAGACGUCGCUGCCUCCAUCAUCUCCGGCCACAGCUGACGAGGUUUGCUGGUGCCCGUGGUGUUGCGGCAUGAGCCAGGAAGGCAAGCCGGAGAACCUCAUCCUGGGAUCCUUCGAGAGGUGGAGGUUGCACAUGCAUGAGCAUCACUUUGACAAACUCGGGCUCGCCUAUGCGGCCGACGAGAUCGUCCCCUGCUACUGGUGUUGCAGACCGUGCGUCACAAAGAAGGGCCAGCUCAAGAGCGGGAACCGCUUGCCCUUCUGGGGAUCCCACGAGCGUGUCUGCAGAGAGAACCCGAGCAAGCCCGUACUCCCCGGCCAGGCUCGCAGCUCCGAGGGGUCGCAGACCUCCAGCGGGGAGUGGCACUGGGGAAGGAGCCAGGCCCGGAGACCGGGCCUCCGAAAAGACACCAGCGGCGUGGGAGCGACAUCUCCUUCUCUGGCGUACCGCGAUCUGCGGGACUCGUACGACCUCCGGGAACUGCGCCAGUCUCUGCCGGGUGCGGCUGUCGGAGGUGAUGAAAUUGGGCGGAUGGGCUAUGACGCCCGCCGUCCACCUCAUCUGCCGAAAGGCAGUGCAGAGCACCUCAGCGAGCGUCGAGCGCCGCGGCCCAUGGAGGCCCGCCGUGCCACUGCGGCGACUGAGAGAGCAGAUGCCGAAGAGGCGGUGUCUGCGAAUCCGGUGCAAGGACCCAGAAGAAGUCAUGUCAGACCCAGGCGUGCUCUCUGA